GGAUGGGUAUUGCCUGCAAUGACGCUGUGUAAAAAUGAGUAAUGAGCAAUGUGUGCAAUGAAGUUCCCCCAAACACUUUCGUUUUCGUUAGAUUUCUUGCAUUGCCGGCAAAUCUUACCAUAAGCUGAAGAAAGCAUUUCUCAUGUUAUUGGAGAAGAGGUGAAUCUUCUUCGCCAUGGGUCAUUCUGGGAUUUCACUAUAAAAACGAGAGUUCCUGCCUUCGUUAGGUAUCAGUUGUCGUUAUUUCUUACACGGACUAACAACGACGAGAUGAAGGUGUUCGUGUGUUUACUAUCGAUCUGUGCUGUUGCAUCAGCAGGCUUUCUAGGACUAGGAGGCGGUGGAGGUGGUGGUGGUAAAUUUGGAGGAGGCGGCGGCGGCGGAUUUGGAGGCAAAUUCGGUGGAGGCGGAGGCGGUGGUGGCGGAUAUGGAGGAGGAGGUGGACAUGGGGGUGGAUAUGGAGGAGGAGGUGGCCAUGGGGGUGGAUAUGGAGGAGGCGGUGGCGGUGGUGGUGGUGGCGGUGGUUCCGUCCAUAUUGUAAAGGUCAUUAGCCAAGGAGGCGGUGGUGGUGGACAUGGAGGUGGGGGCGGAUAUGGUGGUGGCGGCGGACACGGUGGAGGAUAUGGCGGUGGUGGAGGCCAUGGUGGUGGAUAUGGAGGCGGCGGCGGCGGUGGUGGAGGCGGUGCCGUUCAUGUCUACAAAGUAAUCUCUCAAUCUGGCGGCGGCGGCGGCGGAAGUGGCGGCUACGGCGGAGGACAUGGUGGAGGCUACGGCGGAGGACAUGGUGGCGGCUAUGGCGGAGGCGGCGGAGGAGGUUACGGUGGUGGCCAUGGAGGAGGCGGCGGUGGCGGCUCAGUCAAAAUAAUCAAAAUCAUCGAUGGUGGUUCCGUUGGUGGAGGUGGUGGCGGCGGCGGCCAUGGUGGAUGGGCUGGCGGAGGCGGAUGGGCUGCUGGCGGAGGUGGUGGAGGCCUUAGCGGCGGCUGGCAACCAUCUGGAGGCUGGGCCAAAUAAACUGAAUGUAACAGUGUUUUAACUGCAACACAAAGAUUAGUAACCUUUUAUUGAAAAUUGUUGAAAAUACCCAAGGAUCAUCGUUUUUUGUUGAACUUGAUGUUUUUGUACACAAAAUGUACCUGUUGAUAUUGUGUUUUCACAAAUAUUAAAUAAAUUAAAAAGUAUCCCAAAUUAA
This is a messenger RNA of Hermetia illucens (black soldier fly), 1189 nucleotides long. RefSeq names its product glycine-rich protein DOT1-like. The coding region runs from base 271 to 1011 and encodes 246 amino acids. NCBI's taxonomy places the organism in Eukaryota, Metazoa, Arthropoda, Insecta, Diptera, Stratiomyidae. The record is from RefSeq and is a predicted model, not a curated record. The transcript is spliced from 2 exons.